This is a messenger RNA of Helianthus annuus (common sunflower), 1565 nucleotides long. RefSeq lists its product as uncharacterized. The record is from RefSeq and is a predicted model, not a curated record. Lineage: Eukaryota; Viridiplantae; Streptophyta; Magnoliopsida; Asterales; Asteraceae. Bases 635 to 1513 code for a protein of 292 amino acids. The transcript is spliced from 2 exons.
UCACAUUAUAUGUUAUGUAACCCUAGCCUCAUCCUCUCUGCUUCAUUUCUUUCAACAACCUUCAACCCUAAAUCCUUCAUCCAAAAUGUCAACUUUAUCUGAAUCAACAUCAAUACAAGGUUUCUACUUCAAUACAAAGUUUCUACUCAGUCCCUACACUAUUUCUUACUACCUUCUAUUUGAUUCGGACAAUUUGAUUCGGACAUUGACAUCUCCGGCGAAAACUGUCGCUUUCUACCUAAUUUCUGACCACUGGCGAACACAAAUGACACCUUAACUAGCGGCUGAGCCGCUGCUUUCCAAGGAAUUUCCGGUUUGGCCGCUGACCACCGAUCCGGCCGGCCGGUCACGUGCUAAACAGGUCCAACAUAGUGAACCGGACCGCCUAGGGCUCCGGUCUCCGGUCCGGCCGGCCGGUCCGAUCCGGGUUUCAAAACGUUGGUUAAGUGUGUGACGGCACGGGUUUAGGUCACCCCCUUCAGCCCUUCAUCACUAGGGCUAUAUUUUUAGUUAAUCCUUGGAUUGUCGUCAAUCCUUCAUCACUAGGUCACCCUUUUCAUCUCUGGAUUGUCGUCAAUUCUUCAACAACCCUAAAGUUCAGGAGAUUUAAGGUGUGACGGCACGGGUAUCACUCAUGGCAAACCCACUCCCGCCAGAAAUUAAAAUAGAACAGACACUUGUUGAGGACAGAGGCUAUUACGCAUCAUGCGAUUAUGUUUACAAGGAAGUUUGGGACCAGGGCGACUACGCCGGUAAUUGUAUGGCAAUUGAUGCCACCCACAUGAUGACAAUCGUGUUGAGGAAGAAAACCGAGGAGCGAGACUUGCUGCUAUCACCCGAUGCCAUAAUCGCAUACGCGGAUCCGGUAUACGGGAUUGGCACUUCUCAACUCGAAGAGAUUCUUAGAGAUCAUGGGAUUGAAGACCGUUUUCACAAUGAAGCUGUGCGUUCUGUGGUACCUAAUCAUAACUACGACAUCUCCAGAAGAAGAAGGUGGAAAAUCGCAAAAUUCGACGAGUAUAACACGCUUAGCACUAUCGUUAUGGCUUUAAAAGGGAAUUUUGGUCCGAACGGGCCCCAGUAUCCGGUUCUAGCAUGUUGUGAGAGGAUGGAACCGUUAACUAGCGAUGAAGCUGCUCAAACAUCUAUGAGCGAGCCCUUUCGCUUUGGGACGUACAACAGUCGUCUUGACAACUACUCGGACGCUUUAAAUUUCCGCUGGUAUCCCCCAAACGGCUAUGUCAUGCUCAUCACGGGGAUGUACACGAUCCGUGAUCAGCCGAACUUGCUAGACCAUAGUUUCGAGGUAAGAAACUCUUCUGGAAAGAAAUGGGGUCUAGGGGGCAAGGUAUGGUUAACCGCUGAUUUUUUCAGCAAAAUCCUCAUACCCGUGAUGAAGGGGGACAACCUGGCUUAUGAUUUCGAAACUUGUAUGGAUGCAGAAGCUGCAGAAGAGGCUGCAAAAUUGGCUGCAGAAAUGGCUGCAAAAUUGCCUGCAGAUGAAGAUAGUUAGGACUUAGGAGAUUAAGCGUUGAAGACGGAUUUAGUAAGUUUAAUUUGAUUUA